Molecule: messenger RNA, 888 nt
Organism: Diabrotica virgifera virgifera (western corn rootworm)
Lineage: Eukaryota; Metazoa; Arthropoda; Insecta; Coleoptera; Chrysomelidae
Product: cilia- and flagella-associated protein 251-like
Exons: 1
Coding region: 1-888 (295 amino acids)
Source: RefSeq, a predicted model, not a curated record
AUGGACACUACAAAAGCAAAAAAAGAAAUAGGAAAACAGGAACAUGACUACAGGCAAGUGAAAAAGGACGAUGAAUUAACCAAGAAACAUGAGAAUAGGGAAGAACGGCCGCAAGACGGCAGAUCAGAAGAAGAAGAACAAAGAAGAUUCGAAGAAGAAAUGUUGGAGUGGCAUAAUAGGCAGCCAAAGAUGAACAGGUCGUGUACCCCAAAACACUCGAAACUGGUAGGGGAUGAUAUGGUAAAGGAAAUCAACAAAGAAGAAGAGAAAGAAGAAGAUACAGGGGAGAAUGAUUCUUCAUUGCAAAUAGAAGAAGAGGAAGAAACAGAAGCCGAAAGGGAAAAAGAAGGGCAAAGGAAUGUACAGUGGCAAGACACAGAAGAGAGCGUCUUGUCGGCUCUUCUGUUCGAUGAGGCGGAUAAAGAAGAAAUAAAACAAAAUAAAAAAAGGAAAGGGGAUAUCCUCGAAAUAAAUGAAAAAUUCAAGAAAGAGAAGCGAGAAGAAAGCCUAACAUAUUCCGAGGAAACCGAAAAUGAGAGGAUCCAAAGAAAGAUAAAGGAGGUACUAGAAAUCCUAAAUGCUAAUGGAUCCAUAGAAGGAGAAAAAAGGGCGAAAGCGAGAAGGUUAAUAGGGGAAAUAACAACCAUACAAAACAAGACUAGCCAAACCCAAAACCAAACGACACAAAGGGAGGAGGAAGACACGAAAUGCGAACAAUGUAAAAUCAAAAUAAAACAGGAAAGACAGAAAAAAGAAACGGAAAAAAUAAUAAGAGUCCUAAACGAAGGGGGGAACAUUAAUCAUUUUAGUCAAAUAUACAAAAAGAAAUGGGAAGAGAAAGUAUACGAAAAAACAAAAUGGGAACAGGGGGCCUACAAGACACGAUAG